AUGGCGAAUAUCAAUGUCGAGGAGACGCUGAAGAAGCUCUCCAUGGCAGAGAAGGUCGACCUUCUAGCAGGUAUUGAUUUCUGGCACACAAAGGCUUUACCCCAGCACGGCAUCCCGUCCUUGCGGCUCUCUGAUGGCCCCAAUGGUGUUCGUGGCACCAAGUUCUUCAAUGGCAUCAAAGCGGCCUGCUUCCCUUGCGGCACGGCCCUGGGAGCCACCUUCAACGUUGAACUUCUCGAGGAGGCCGGUAAGAAGAUGGGCGAAGAGGCCAAGGUCAAGGGUGCGCAUGUCAUCCUAGGCCCAACCAUCAACAUGCAGAGGUCUCCCCUCGGUGGGAGAGGCUUCGAGUCCCUUGGCGAGGACCCAAUCCUGGCCGGCUUAGGUGCUGCUGCCAUUGUUCGGGGCAUCCAAUCCACUGGCGUUCAGGCUACUAUCAAGCACUUUGUGUGCAACGACCACGAGCACAAGAGAAAUGCCGUUCAGGCCAUGAUCACUGAGCGAGCUCUGCGCGAGAUAUACGCCCUACCUUUCCAGCUGACUGUUCGUGAUGCGAAUCCGGGAUCGUUCAUGACAGGCUACAAUGGAGUUAACGGAACCUAUUGCAGUGAGAACAAAGAGCUUCUCGAAAAGAUACUGAGAGGUGAAUGGGGUUGGGAUGGCAUGGUCAUGAGCGAUUGGUUUGGCGUUUACAGCACCACGGAAGCGGCCCUAGCCGGUCUCGACUUGGAAAUGCCAGGUCCCACGCGCUUCCGAGGCGACCAGUUGAAAUUUAACGUAUCCACCGACAAGGUUCGCACCCACAUAUUGGAUCAGCGUGUCAAGGCGAUGCUCGAGUUCAUCAAGAAGUGCUCAGCCAGUGGGGUCAAGGAUAAUGCACCUGAGGGCACAGCAGAUACGCCUGAGACUGCUGAGCUCCUUCGCCGAAUUGGGAACGAGGGAAUUGUGUUGAUGAAGAAUGAGAAGAAUGUGCUGCCUUUGAAGAAGGACCGCAAAACGGUGGUGAUUGGCCCUAAUGCUAAAAUCGCGACAUAUCACGGUGGUGGUUCGGCUUCUCUUGCUGCUUACUACGCUGUCACUCCAUUCACAGGAAUCAGCAACAAAUUGAGUAUCGCCCCCAAAUACACAAUUGGUCAAUACUCUCACAAGCUGCUUCCCCUUCUGGGGUACACCAGCAAGUCGGCGAAGGGUAAUCAGGGUAUGACAAUGAAGGUAUACACUGAUGGACCAGACGUCUCGGACCGGAAGGUCGUUGACGAGCUUGAGCUUCUUAAGACGGAGAUGCUACUUGUUGAUUACACCAACCCCAAGCUCAAGUCCAACCUUUGGUACGCCACCUUUGAAGGCUCGCUGGUUGCGGAAGAGGACUGCACUUACGAGUUUGGGCUCGUCGUUUCCGGCACUGCGAAUCUUUACGUUAACGACGAACUUGUCGUUGACAACACUGAGAAGCAGACAUUGGGUGACGCCUUCUUUGGCUCGGCAACCAUCGAGGAGAAGGGUUACUACAAAAUGGAAAAGGGGAAGACAUACAACUUCAAGGUCAACUUUGGAUCGGCACCCACAUCCAAGCUUUCCGGAAACACCGUUCUGCAAUCCGGUGGUGCCCUGCGGAUCGGUGGGUGCAAAGUCAUCGACCCCAAGGCCGAGAUCGCCCAUGCGGCCGAACUGGCCAAGAGCGCUGACCAAGUCAUCAUCUGCGCCGGUCUCAAUGCCGACUGGGAGACAGAAGGCAACGAUCGUGCCAAUAUGGACCUCCCGCCCGGCAUGGAUGAUCUGAUUUCCGCCGUGGCCAAGGCCAACCCGAAUACAGCCAUUGUCCUCCAAUCCGGCACCCCCGUGGCCAUGCCUUGGAUUAACGACGUCAACGCCCUGAUCCACGCGUGGUACGGCGGCAACGAGACCGGCAACACCAUUGCCGACGUCCUCUUCGGCGACGCCAAUCCUUCGGGCAAGCUACCUCUGAGUUUCCCCGUCCGCGUUCAGGACAACCCGGCCUUCCUUAACUACCGCACUGAAGGCGGCCGCGUCAUCUACGGCGAGGACAUCUAUAUCGGCUACCGAUACUAUGAGUUCGCCGAGCGCGAGGUCCUGUUUCCCUUCGGGCACGGGCUAAGCUAUACCACCUUCGCCUUCUCGGACCUGUCCGUUACCGCCAAGGAGGGCAAACUGACGGUUAGUCUCACGGUGAAGAACACCGGUGGUGUGAAGGGUUCCGAGGUCGCGCAGGUGUACGUCCAGCCUAAGCAGAAGGCGAAGGUAAACCGACCUGUUAAGGAGAUGAAGGGUUUUGCGAAGGUGGAGCUCGCGCCAGGGGAGAGCAAGACUGUUAAGGUGGAGAUGGAGACGAAGUAUGCGGCAAAUUAUUGGGAUGAGGAGCGCAAUCAGUGGUGUGUCGAGGAUGGGGAGUACGAGGUGAUCGUGAGCGAUAGCAGCAAGGUUGAGGAGGGAAAGGCGGUUAAGGGAAACUUUGUUGUGAAGGAGACAUAUUGGUGGUCUGGGAUCUAA
This is a messenger RNA of Pseudomassariella vexata, 2505 nucleotides long. RefSeq names its product glycosyl hydrolase family 3 N terminal domain-containing protein. NCBI's taxonomy places the organism in Eukaryota, Fungi, Ascomycota, Sordariomycetes, Amphisphaeriales, Pseudomassariaceae. The coding region runs from base 1 to 2505 and encodes 834 amino acids. The record is from RefSeq and is a predicted model, not a curated record. The transcript is spliced from 3 exons. Gene Ontology annotation, molecular function: beta-glucosidase activity. Gene Ontology annotation, biological process: glucan catabolic process.